AUGAGUUGUUUUCACCGAGAAGACGACUGGAUGGCUGAUGUCUGUCUGUUGUCCGAACAGAAGACGUCGACGCGGUGGAAGUGGUCGACGAUUUCCAGAUGCUCAUUUGAACCCCUCCCAAACGGUCGAAGUGGUCGACGAUGUCCGGAUGCUCAUCGGAUCCCUCCGAUUGCGGUCGGCGGUCGACUGCUUUCAUCCGUCGAUGGCUUGGGUCAACCGUCGCGAUAA
Angiostrongylus costaricensis is the source of this 228-nucleotide messenger RNA. Lineage: Eukaryota; Metazoa; Nematoda; Chromadorea; Rhabditida; Metastrongylidae. The record is from the annotation of a GenBank genome assembly.